Molecule: messenger RNA, 1438 nt
Organism: Cicer arietinum (chickpea)
Lineage: Eukaryota; Viridiplantae; Streptophyta; Magnoliopsida; Fabales; Fabaceae
Source: RefSeq, a predicted model, not a curated record
UUUUUUUCUUUAACGAGAAACGGGCGAAAACGGACACACCAAAACCUUAUUACAAUUUAAUAUUUCCAUCUGUAUCCCCACUCUGGGGCAACUUCGUCCUCUCCAAAUAUUCCUUCAGCACUGAGUCAUAACUCGUUCGAUAUGGUUUCCGAAUCGGAACUCAUCGGCCGCCUCCGCGAGUUCCUCCGUAGCUCCGACCUCAACACCACCACAACCUCCACCGUCCGCCGCCAGUUAGAGUCGGAUUUUGGAAUUGAUUUGUCUGAUAGAAAGGCAUUCAUCAGAGAACAGGUAGACUUGUUUCUUCAAAGCGUACAACAACAACAAGAUGCUCAAGAAGAACCACAAAACGACGACGUAGAAGAACAAGUAGAAGAAGAUGCGAUUAAACCAGAACAAAGCCAAGGUUCUGGUUCAAAGGAAGAUACAGAAGAAGAAGAAGAAGAUGAUGAUGAUGAAGAUGGUAAUGAAGAGGAAGAGGAGAAAAAAGAAAGACCAAAGCGUUCCAAUAGUGUGAAGAAGAAGAAGAAGAAUAAAGAACGAUCAAACAAGUUGGGUAAUGAGGUAGUAAAGAAAAAAGGCGGUGGCGGUUUUUGCAAAUUAUGUAGCCUGUCUCCACAACUUCAGGAAUUCGUUGGAGCACCAGAGAUGGCCCGAACCGAGGUUGUUAAGCAAUUAUGGGCCUAUAUUAGGGAGAAAAAUUUGCAAGACCCAACCAAUAGGCGAAAUAUCGUUUGUGAUGAACCACUGCGGGCCCUUUUUGGUGUCAAUACCAUCAAUAUGUUCCAAAUGAAUAAAGUAUUGACGAAGCAUAUCUGGCCACUGGAUUCAGAUGAUGUUGUCCCAGUGAAGAAGUCGGCACCAAAGGAGAAGCAGAAGAAGCAAGAGAGAGAAGAUGAUUCAGAUGAGCCGCAAAGAAAAGAAAAACGGCAGAAAGGAGGAGGAAAAGGUUUUCUUGCUCCACUUCAGCUAUCUGAUGCCCUAGUGAAGUUCCUUGGUACUGGAGAAAGCGAAUUAUCAAGAUCUGAUGUGAUUAAAAGAAUGUGGGAUUAUAUAAAAGGAAACAACCUUCAGGAUCCUUCUGACAAGAGGAAUGUAUUAUGUGAUGAAAAAUUGAAAGAACUGUUUGAUAUUGACUCCUUCACUGGCUUCACUGUAUCAAAACUGCUGGCUCCUCAUUUCAUAAAGACAGAGCAGUGAGUCGUUUGCACAUUGUUAUGAGGUGGAACAUGGAAAAUUUGGCUAAUUUUGUUUAUUUGUCAAAUUGGUUUUGGAAAGCCUUCUAUAUGUAACUUUUCAGCAUGAUCUGCCAACAGAAAGAAUAGGAAUUAGUGUAAUGACAGAUUUUCAGUGAAUUUUUCUCAAAGAAUUUAACUUAUAUGACCAUUUAUCGUUUUUUAAUAUCAUGUUUUGCCAUUUGGCAGUGGAAAUUUUUGUA